UCCAGCGAGAUCAGCUCUUCAACUGUCUGUCCGCUCAUCACAUCUCAGCUGUCGGCGAAAAUAUGGAGUAUCUCGAGAACAUCCGAAAUCUGAGGGGGAGAUGCGUCCUGAGGCGCGACAUCAUCCGAGAGUUUCUGGCAGAAUUACUCGGGACAUUCGUGUUAAUACUUUUCGGUUGCGGUUCAGUGGCCCAGACUGUCCUCAGCAGAGAAGCAAAAGGACAGCUUCUCACCAUCCAUUUUGGCUUUACUCUAGGGGUGAUGCUGGCCGUCUACAUGGCAGGAGGCGUGUCAGGAGGACAUGUGAACCCUGCUGUUUCUUUGGCUAUGGUUGUCCUGAGGAAACUCCCACUAAAGAAAUUCCCUGUGUAUGUGUUGGCCCAAUUUCUAGGUGCCUUUUUUGGGUCUUGUGCCGUCUACUGUCUUUACUAUGAUGCCUUUACAGAAUUUGCUAAUGGAGAGCUAGCUGUAACUGGCCCAAAUGCCACAGCAGGUAUCUUUGCAUCAUAUCCACGUGAAGGACUCUCAUUGUUAAAUGGAUUCAUUGAUCAGGUGAUUGGUGCAGGUGCCCUGGUCCUAUGUAUUUUAGCUGUUGUAGAUAAGAAGAACAUUGGAGCACCUAAAGGAAUGGAGCCUCUGCUUGUCGGUCUGAGCAUCCUGGCUAUUGGAGUGUCAAUGGCACUAAACUGUGGAUAUCCUAUAAACCCUGCCAGAGACUUGGGACCUCGGCUGUUCACUGCCAUUGCAGGAUGGGGAUUAACCGUGUUCAGUGCUGGCAAUGGCUGGUGGUGGGUUCCAGUGGUGGGGCCAAUGGUGGGCGGAGUGGUUGGUGCUGCUAUCUACUUCCUGAUGAUCGAGAUGCAUCACCCUGAGAACGACAAGAACCUGGAAGACGACAACAGCCUUAAAGACAAAUAUGAGCUGAACACCGUCAACUAGACCGUGAGAGAAUGUAUGG
Molecule: messenger RNA, 957 nt
Organism: Danio rerio (zebrafish)
Lineage: Eukaryota; Metazoa; Chordata; Actinopteri; Cypriniformes; Danionidae
Gene: aqp9b
Product: aquaporin 9b
Biological process (GO): arsenite transport; glycerol transmembrane transport; urea transmembrane transport
Cellular component (GO): plasma membrane; membrane
Molecular function (GO): channel activity
Source: RefSeq, marked provisional